AUGGUGCUAUCUUCAUCGGUGCGAAUGGUCGAUGAGAUGAACUGUCGCCCGGAGGUGUCGAACGAAUUGCGAAGCAGCGUCGUUGAACGCAUCAAUUUCUAUCGUCAAAUGCUGGCCUUCGGAAUGGCGCCGAACAGAGAGGGCUGGUUGCCUGGUGCAAAAAACAUGUACCGGAUCUGGUACGACUGCUCGCUCGAGGACCGCGCCUACCAAUUCACCUCCACAUGCGGAAAUGGCGGAGCGUGGCCCUCGAAUGCUGUGGCUGUUUCCGGAAUGUCCUCCGCUCCAAUUCCUGCUUCGUCAGCUCCAGGAUCUCUCCUCACUCUGAUGAACGGUCACAUCAAGUUGGCACAGACCAACGGACUUGCAGCUGAUGUUAAAGUUACCGCUGCUGUUGCCAAUUGGGCUCAUUACGCAACCGGCAGCCGUACCCGUGUCGGCUGCUCCUACCGGAUGGAUUGUAACACCACCAGCCCGUCAUUCCCGUACGGAUACUACCUGGCUUGUGUGUUUGAUACCAGUGCCGCCGCCACCGGAGAUGCAGCUUACCAGGUCGGCGACAAGUGCGUCAUCGACUCGGAUUGUACCUCGUUCGUCGGAAGUACUUGCGAUGCGGCCACUGGACUAUGCCAGUACAAGUAUACUGACUCCGGUGCCAACACCCAAUGCCCCGGCACCCCAGCCAGCCUCACCGAUGCUCAGCGAAACCUCGUCCUCCAAUGGCACAACCAGCUGAGAUCGAGCCUCGCUAAAGGCAACGAGCCCGAUGGAGCUGGAGGAAACGCCCCGCCUGCGAAGAGGAUGACCAAAAUGACCUACAGCUGCGUAGCCGAGAAGACAGCCCAUGAAUGGGGAGCCCAGUGCAACUAUGAUCAUUCCACCAACAGGAACAAUACUGGGGAGAACUUGUACAUGAGCAGUGAUAACGUUCAGGAUCCGGCUGCUGCUCUUACUGCGGCCUCUCAACUAUGGUGGAAGGAACUGGUGCAGUACGGAGUCGGUCCUGACGUCAACCUUACAGAUGCCGUCUGGGAAAGAGGUGUUGGGCAUUAUACGCAGAUGGCUUGGCAGGAAACGACUCAAGUGGGUUGCGGAUGGAUUCAUUGCCCUACGUUUACCUACGUCGUCUGCCAGUACAAACCUGCCGGCAACUACAUGUACAAACUGAUCUACGAACCCGGAUCGGCAUGCCAGACCAAUGCGGACUGCGGAAGCGGUCGGACCUGUAUUGUCGCGGAGGGCUUAUGCCAAGUC
Messenger RNA from Mesorhabditis spiculigera, 1254 nucleotides. The record is from the annotation of a GenBank genome assembly. NCBI's taxonomy places the organism in Eukaryota, Metazoa, Nematoda, Chromadorea, Rhabditida, Rhabditidae.